AUGAAGAUCUUGUGCGUGGCCGAAAAGCCUUCCAUUGCAAAGAGCAUCGCCAACAUCCUUGCUCGCGGACAUCCUUCCAAUCGACCCGGAAAGGACAAGUUCUGUCGCAACUAUGACUUCCAGUACAAGAUGCCCGGCGUUCAAGGCAUAGUCGAUAUGACUAUGACUUCGGUCCGUGGACACCUCACAAGUGCCGAUUUUGGGCCUCCACACAAAGGCUGGUUCUCUUGUUCCCCCGCCGAUCUCUUCCAUGCGCCCAUCAUUACGGACCUAAGCGACGAUGCAAAGCACAUCGGAACCAAUCUACGCAUGGAGGCUCGCAACGCCGACGCCGUCAUGAUCUGGACCGAUUGCGAUCGCGAAGGCGAACACAUCGGAAGCGAGAUUGUCACCGAAGUGCGCAAGGUGCGGCGCAACAUCCGCGUCAUGCGUGCCCGCUUCUCGGCCAUCAUCGACUCGCAGAUCCACGCGGCCUGUCAGAACACCGUUGACCUCGAUUGGAGGGCCGCCGACGCCGUAGAGUCGCGCAUCCAGCUCGACCUCCGCAUAGGUGCCGCCUUCACCCGCAUGCAGACCCUGGCGCUGCAGAACCGCAUCCCUGCCUUCAGCGAGCAGCGCCAAGUCAUCAGCUAUGGCCCUUGCCAAUUCCCCACGCUAGGAUUCGUCGUCGAUAGGUACAACAAGGUGGUCCAUUUUGUUCCCGAGCCCUUUUGGCUGUUGCAGGUGCACAAGACACGCAGCAUGUCCGGCGGCGAUCCAUCCCCCGACGAUCCGGCCGACGAGAUCCGCAAGGUCGCCUUCAGCUGGGAUCGCGUCCACUUGUUUGACAAGCGCGUCGUCCAGAUCUUUCGUGACCUCUGCCGUGCCAGUCCCGACGCCACCGUCGACAACGUCGCCAACAAGCAGACCAAAAAGUGGAAGCCGUACCCGCUCACUACCGUCGAGCUGCAAAAGUCGGGCUCUCGUCUCUUGCGACUCACCCCCAAGCGCAUCCUCGACGUUGCCGAAUCCCUUUACCAGAAGGGCUUCCUCUCAUAUCCAAGAACCGAAACAGAUCAGUACGACAAGGAGUUUGAUUUUACCAGUCUCCUCGCCAAACAGACGGCCGACGGUGCUUGGGGAAACGUAGCGCAGCGUCUGUUAGAUGGCGACUUUGAGCGGCCACGAAACGGCAGGAACAACGACAAAGCGCAUCCUCCCAUCCAUCCGACUUCGCAUGCAAACGGUCUCACUGGAGACGACAAGCGCGUCUACGAUUAUGUCACCCGCCGUUUUCUUGCCAGCUGCUGGAAGGAUGCACUCGGCAACCAGACCACCGUGUCUAUCAGCAUUGCCGGAGAAAAGUUCCACGCAUCGGGUCUCGUCAUACUCCAGCGCAACUAUCUCGAAGUGUUCACAUAUGACAAGUGGGAAGGCAACCUUCUGCCUCCCUUUGUUCGCGGCGAAACCUUUCGACCGACGCGCCUCGAGAUGAAAGAAGGGUCCACCACGCCGCCCAAACUGCUCACGGAAGCCGACCUGGUCAAUCUCAUGGACAAGAACGGCAUUGGCACCGACGCCACUAUCGCAGAACACAUCGCCAAGGUCAUCGAGCGUCGCUACGUGAUGUCCGUCAAAGAAGGCAAGACCACGUACCUCGUUCCCUCGACGCUUGGCAUCGGUUUGGUGGAAGGGUAUAAUCAGCUCAACCUCGAAAAGUCGCUCAGCAAACCCCUGCUGCGGCGCGAGACUGAGUUCCGCAUGUCACUCAUCUGUGCCGGUCAGCGUUCCAAAGCAGACACGAUCGCAGAGAGUCUGGAAGAGUACCGCCAGGUGUUUGCGUUGACGAAUCGUGAAUUCGAUCGCAUUGCCGCGACGGUGGUUCAGUAUCUCACUGACCCGAGUGCUGGCCAGGAAGCUCGUGCCAUCGAGCGUCUCGACAGAGACGAAGCCGAUCCGGAAGGAUUUGGCGAUGGUGAUGAUAGUGAUGCGGACAGCGAUGACGAAUUCGAUCAGCCUGGCAACGGCGGCAACGGUUGCGCAGCCACACGGGGUCGUGCCGCCAACGGUCGUGGAAGGGGCGCUGCUAGCUCUCGAGGAACUGGAGCCACACGCGGUCAGCGAGGGGGUGCAACAGCAGCUCCACCGGCGCGACGUUUCGAUCCACCAGACGACGACGACGAUGCUAGCUCGGGAAUACCUCCACCACCUCGGACAACUGGCGGCACUGCGGCUGCAUCACGCUCAUUUGGCGGUGCCGCGAGCGGGGGAGGCGGAAGUAGAACGAAACAAUGCCUGUGCGGCGAAGCGGCGGCGGAGAGGACGACGAAUAAGGCCGGUCCCAAUCAAGGUCGCCGCUUCUUUGCGUGUGCCAAGCCGAUGGGCGAUCCAGGCAAAUGUGACUUUUUCGACUGGGCCGACUCAGCUGACAGCAGCAGUCGUAACACAUCGACGGCUACGACCAGGAUGGUCCCAGCCAAGCGACCGGCCCCGCGGGACAACGAUGCGGACGGUUGGAUGUCGAACAUGCGCUCCAGUGUCUCGGGGACACGCCGAUGCGAGUGCGAUCUGCAAGCGGUUCUCAAGACGACUACAAACGGAGGAACGAACCAAGGCCGAUCAUUCUGGACGUGUGGCCGUGAGAGUGCGCGCCUACGCUGCAAGUUCUUUGACUGGAACGACGACGCUGAUGGAGGCACGGCGGGCAGCACUAGCAAUGGCUACGGUAGACCUUUGAACGGUGCAAACGCGGCGGGAGGAGGGGGUGGCGACGGUUGCUUCCGGUGUGGACAAAGCGGUCAUUGGGCAUCCAAUUGCCCUAACCCACAGCAGUCUAACAUGGGCGGUAAUGGAGGCUCGUCAACAUCAUCGACGAGGGGUGGAAACACUGGCGGCGCCAAGAGCAGAGGAAGAGGCAGAGGUAGGGGCGGAUCUAAGGGCGGCGGCGGUAAAGAUGACGGUUGCUUUCGAUGCGGCCAAAAGGGUCAUUGGUCGAGCGACUGUCCAGGCACCUAA
This is a messenger RNA of Sporisorium graminicola, 2994 nucleotides long. RefSeq lists its product as uncharacterized. Gene Ontology annotation, molecular function: DNA binding; DNA topoisomerase type I (single strand cut, ATP-independent) activity; zinc ion binding. Gene Ontology annotation, biological process: DNA topological change. Lineage: Eukaryota; Fungi; Basidiomycota; Ustilaginomycetes; Ustilaginales; Ustilaginaceae. The transcript has a single exon. Gene Ontology annotation, cellular component: nucleus. Bases 1 to 2994 code for a protein of 997 amino acids. The record is from RefSeq and is a predicted model, not a curated record.